AUGGAAGCGAGUCUGCUUGUCAUUCCUUUGGUCAUACUAUUUUUAUCUACUUCAGCUAAUGGGCAUGGGUUGAUGGUGGGUUAUUAUAGUCAAACCUGCCCUGAGGCCGAGGACAUCAUCAGUGAAACUGUUGCCAAAGCUGUUAAAGCUAAUCCUGGUGUAGCAGCUUCUCUUAUAAGGAUGCAUUUCCACGAUUGCUUUGUAAGAGGUUGCGAUGGAUCAAUUCUCCUUGAUUCUAUAGAAGGCAAUACAGCGGAGAAGGACCAUCCGGCCAAUAACCCAAGUCUAAGGGGCUACGACAUAAUUGAUGAAGCCAAGUCCAAACUGGAAGCCAAAUGUCCCGGCGUCGUUUCUUGUGCCGACGUAGUUGCACUCGCUGCAAGAGAUAGUGCUUACCAAGCUGGUGGGUUUAGUUGGGCGGUUGAAGGUGGACGAAGAGACGGAAGGAUAUCACACCAAUCAGAUGUCUCGGAAAAUCUUCCUCCUCCCUCAUUUGAUGUAAACCAGUUGACACGACUUUUUGCUUCAAAGCAAUUGUCGCAGGAGGAGAUGGUCACUCUCUCAGGGGCACAUUCAAUUGGGGUUUCUCACUGCGCUUCAUUCACCGGAGAUCGUCUGUACAACUUCAGCGGCAGAGGUGGUCAAGAUCCUUCGAUGGACUCUCACUAUGCUCUUCAGCUAAAGGCCAAAUGCCCCCCUUCAAAUCCGUCUAACGUCGUUGUUCAACUGGAUCCUCUCACUCCCACUAAUUUGGACGUGAAAUACUACGUCGAUUUGCAAUACAAGCGUGGACUGUUGAAAUCUGAUCAAACGUUGAUGUCAAAUGAUGCCGCCUCCAGACAGGUGAAUAUAAAUGCCCAGUAUGCCAAUGUUUGGAGGAAAAACUUUGGAAGGGCAAUGGUAAAGAUGGGUACAAUUGACGUGUUGACAGGAUCGCAGGGAGAGAUAAGGAAACAGUGCCAUGCCCCGAACUAG
Messenger RNA from Cryptomeria japonica (Japanese cedar), 975 nucleotides. RefSeq names its product peroxidase 5-like. The transcript is spliced from 4 exons. Gene Ontology annotation, molecular function: heme binding; peroxidase activity. The record is from RefSeq and is a predicted model, not a curated record. Gene Ontology annotation, cellular component: plasmodesma; plant-type cell wall. Bases 1 to 975 code for a protein of 324 amino acids. Lineage: Eukaryota; Viridiplantae; Streptophyta; Pinopsida; Cupressales; Cupressaceae. Gene Ontology annotation, biological process: response to oxidative stress; hydrogen peroxide catabolic process.